AUGGAAGAAACUUUUGAAGUUGACAGUAGUAUUAGGACUAAGACGAUUUAUGAGCAACCGUGUGUGUACAUGUACCCAAUAUCAUAUAAAUCACAGAUUAAUAUGAAUCAUGAAGGACUUUAUGAUGAGUGGAAGUCUUUUCCAUUUGUUGACAACCCUGAUCAUACAGGAGAAAUGUUUGGUGAAUAUAAUACUAAAAUAGGUAAAACUGACAAUACUAACAAACUGCAUGAUAAAUACCAACAGCUUUAUGAGAAAUAUAAUCAAGAAAAUGGUAGACUAAUUGGUGAUGGGAAUAAAAGUGAUACUAUUAACGGAACUGAUGAUAAAAAACAAGAUGUUGUAGAUAGUGAUAAUGAUAUAAAACCAGUGGAAGGAGGACUAGAGGAUAUGACCAGUGAAUGGACUGUUGCAGAGAAUAAAAAAGAAAGGAAACAUAGAAGAAAUAGAGAAAAUAGAAAAUCACAUAGGCAUCAUAAAUCAGUGAAGAAAGAUUUAUCUGAAGAACAGAAGGAAUUAAAAAGAGAGAAAAGAAUAGAUGCAGAUACUAAUGAUGAAACCAAUGAUGCACUAGAUGGAAUUGAUAUUGAUAAAUUCUACAAGGAACAUCCUUAUUUUAAGAAAAAUGUUGCAACAAUUACAGACACUGUGAAGGAUAAUGUUGAUAAACCAAGUACAACUGAUACAUAUGCAACUGGUGAUUCAUCUGAGGCCAAACAAGUCAUCACUGAAGAUAGCGAUAGUGAAGAUGAUGCAGAUCAGAAAGAUGCUGAUGAUUAUGAUGAAGAUGAUGAUCAUGAUGAUAAAGUGGCAACCAGUAAAGAGAGUGAAUCGCAAGAUGAAAGCAGUGAAGCUUACAAUGACUAUUAUGAUUACUAUGAUGAAGAUGGUGAUAGUAGUUACAGUAGCAGUGAAGAAAGAGCUGAACAAGAAAUGCUUAAUCAGACUCCCCAUGACUGGUUCAAACAGUAUGAUAGAAUGUAUGGUGAUCAACCUGCACAAACUGAGACCCAGUCUGAAAAUAAUUCCAAAGAUGAGGAUGAAAAGAAGGCAAAAGAGGUAAAGGACAAGAAGUAUGUUGAUAAGGAGAAGAUUGUAACAGAUAAAAGCAGCAUACCAAAGACAGAUGUGGAACCAAGCACCAGUCCAAACCCGCCCACACCAAAAAAAGAUAUCAAGUCUACUGUCACACAACCUGCUUAUCCACAAUGGAAGGAAAGAGUUGAAACAUGGAACUUGAUAGAAUCUAAGCCAGUUGAGUCCUGUAAUGAAGAUGCAGGCUGUGCUUCAGGACGUAUGUGCAAGUUUGGACUGUGUCUCUGUGGACAACCUGACUUCUGUGAUGGCCAUUACAAACCAGUCUGUGGAUCUGAUGGUAGACUGUAUCCCAGUCAUUGUGAGCUUCACAGAACAGCUUGUGUUCUUGGUGUACAUAUUAGACUGGACCAUGACUCUAACUGUGAAGUCAACGUUGUUGGACCAUUGGUCAUUGAGAAGAAAGUGGAUCAAAGCACAAGUCAAACAUCUACUGUUGUUGACCCCAAGACUGACGGAUCACAGGAAACAACAACUGAAACAACAACAUCAGAAUCAGCAGAUAAUGUCAAAAUUAACAAAGCUCCAAAGAUAGCCGAAAUCAGACUUACAGCAGUGCAUGACCAUCUUAAAUCUUUAGAAGAAGAUGAAUCAAAAGACAGUAAAGUUGAUGUGAAUAUCAUUGAAGGAAGUAGAGAUGAAGUAUCUGAAGAUGUUGAUGCAGAAAAUACUCAGCAAACAUCAGUAGAGAGUAAAGAGGACAGUUUUGUUGUCAGUAAGGACACUGAAACUACUGCUGCUGAUGAUGAUAGUGAUGACGAUGAUGAUGAUAAUGAUGAUGAUGAGGAUGUUGGUUUAGAAGAUAAUCAUACUUUAGAUGGCAAAUUUGACUUUGACGAUGAUUAUGACUCAGAUGAUGAUGACUAUUAUGAUGAUUAUUAUGAUGAUGAUGACAGUGAUGAAGAAAGUGAAAGCACGGAAGAGACUGAUGACUCCUCUGAGGAAGACACACCAAGUCUGGUACCAAUGUUUUGCACACCAGAUCUGUAUCAGAAGUUUAAAGCAGACGUUCUAGAGUACCAUUGUAUCUUCUUUGAUGAGGAGCAUUGUGAUCGACAAACACAAGAAGAAAAACAGAAACUUGCAGCGGUCAUGUUCAACUAUUUCGACAGAGAUCUCAGCAACCAUAUUGAAAAGGAGGAAUUGUGGGAAAUGCAGCUUCUGGAGAGAAUGGAUGAGAUUUCCUCUUUGUGCACAUUACUUGACAUUGUAACCUUCGAUGAACUUGGAGAGAGGGAUUCCAAGCUCUCUAUUGAUGAAUUUAUCCAAGCUUUUGACAUACCUGACCUGUUGGAACACAAGACAGAGAUUGUACCACUAUCAGCAACAGUUGGUAAUGGACUUGAUAUCAAAUGUGACAUCACAGAAUCUUCUGACAUCAUCUGGAAGAGGAAUGGAGUUGACCUUAGCCUUAUUGACUUCCCAGGAAUUUCAGUGUUAGGAGAGGGCAGCUUGUACCUGGAUACAGUUGGAUUUCACAUGGUUGGCAACUUGACAUGUCAUGAGAGACAAAAACCUUCCAUCAAACAGGUCCAUCAGCUUACAGUUCAGAAGCCCCCACAUGUGCUGAUCCAUGUUGACUCACACGAACAAGGUCAAGGUAUAAGCUUUGAUAUCCGUUGUCAUGCUGAAGGUUACCCUAAACCUACAAUCACCUGGAUGUUUGAAGACCAACCUGUAAAACAAGGAGCUAAAUAUCACAUACAAAUGUUUGACAACACCCUAACAGUACAGGACCCAGACUAUGUGAAGGAUACUGGGGUAUAUAAAUGUCUUGCCAAAAACCCAGGAAAUGGAGAAAGUGAAGCCUCAGUUACAAUAACUGUACACAGUGAUAAUGAUACCAGCUUUUAUGAUAAUGGUGAUUUUGAAGAGACGUUCAUCAUAUUCCAUGACAAUGGCUACACGUUGCAUGAGCCUAGAGAGUGUCUUACCCAGCGUCAUGUCUUACCCGACUUUGGCAACUUCUUCUUUGUCCCAGACGAGCUUGAUGCCCCACCUUCUCUGUGUGAACCUGGAAUACCUUGUGUUUGGGGCGGGGCUAUAAAUGUUAAGAAUACCUUUGUUUAUGCAACUCAGCCAAGAGAAAAUAGAGUGGUUGUCAUUGAUAUGGAUACAUUUAACCCAAAUCAGGUGAUUUUCACAGACCACAUGCCUGUAUCUCUACACUACAUUGCUCACCUGGAUGAAGUAUGGGUGUUGUGUUGGAAUGGUGAGGAUGAUAAUGGAUCUAAAACUGUAGUUAUCAUCAGGAAUGCCAGUCAGAAAACACAGCAUCAUGCAGUACAUACACAACCUAUUGGAAACAAAUUUGUUCAGGUUCAGGAUAUUUUCUUGCCAAAUGACAAUGAGUUCCACCACCCAUACAAGUUUGGUUACACUGUACACAAUGGUCAGCAAGGCUUAUUUAAGAUUAGUCUUGAGGAGAAGAAAUAUACCAGAGCUGUUGACCUCACCAAAUAUGACUGUGUUCCAAAGUCUGUGGCUUUCGUACCAUUAGGAGGACAUUCGUUGAUACAGUGUGUAAAGAAGACAUCAUAUGACACCACUACACAUAUUCUGACCCUGGAUUAUAUCACAGAUACUGUUAAAGACAACAUGACACUAGCAGCCACACCAUAUGUAUCUCCUGAUGUCAAUAAUGUUGUGUUUGUUGAGGAGGAAACUGGCAAAAUUAUUAUCAAUCAAAUCACAGAUAAUGGGAAGAUAGUGCACCAGUUUGAUGUGACAGUUGGUUCAUCUGUAGGUCAUGUGACCUUCCACAAGGCAAGAUACAGCCAUGGAUACGACCUUUACCUUACAUCAACACAAUAUCCACAUAUAUACUCCAUCAGUCUUGAAAAUGGAAAAGUAGACACCAUCAAAGACAUUGGACAACCAGACUCCGAGAUGUAUUUGCCAUGGUUUAAGAAAGGCCGACCCUUGGAAACAGGAAAUGUCUUCAGUGAUUUCCUGGGCACGACGGCAAUGUCCUCAAUGUUGAUACUGAAUGGAAGACAUCAUAAUAUACAGUGUGACUAUAGAGACCUGCAGAACCCUGCCGUUGUCAUAUAUGCACACCUUACAUUGUAGGAGAAACAGGGGAGAUAAUAACAAUGUGAAAAUUUAAAAAGGGAGAUAAAACAAUUUGAACAGAUAUAAAGGGAGAAAAUAACAAUUAAAAAUAUCUAUCAAGGGAGAUAACCAAGGAUGCAGAAUGAAUUAUCAGUAAAAAAUUAACAUUUUGAUUUGAACUCGGAGAAAAAAAAAUUGUUUACAGAAAAGCAAUAGUUGAGAAAAAAUGUUUUUUAUUCUCUCUCGAAAUAGUUCAUUAUUCAUACGUUCCUGUGUGUGCGUAGGAAUAUUUUCUUAUCUAGAAUUAGAAAUCAUGUUUUUACAUCACAUCCUUUUUGAUUCUUUGAUUAAAUGGUAAGUGAUAUGUGGAUUUAUGACAAGUAUGUUUUGAUUAUUUAAUGAACAUGUGUUUCAAUGUUAGGCAAUGUAUAAUAAUCUCUAGACAAAUAUGUAUAUACAUUUGGAAUGAAAACCAAUGUAUAAAUGAGUUGUAUUUUCUCAAACAAUUUAGAAAUUUCUCUCUCCAUAGGCAUUAGAAUUGAAAGUUAUAAGAACUGUUUUUGGUGCAAAAAUAAUGUAAGAAAGUCAUAAAUAAAUACCACUUGUUGGUAAAUGGAACCUAGAUAUAUUAUUCAAACAGGGUAGUUUGUAUGUUGAUAUCUGAUGUAGAGGGAUGUAACGAUAUAGCCCAGGUUAGUGUCAAUGUUUUCCCUGAAAUAUUUUACCUGUGUAUUUCCUAAAUGUAUUAAAUAUCACACAUUAUAAUUGGCUAUAUUAUCCAGUACGUACAAAACUAUUGCAUUUUGUCACUUAUGUAUAUUGUAUUGUACAUGUGUCUGCCCAAUUAACAAGUUUAUUUUCCAGUUUUUUCUUCUUUGUAAGCAUUUUUUUGUGUGUGUGAAAAUGCCUUAUCACAGUCUUUAAUCUACUUGGGCUGUUACAUCACUGUAUAUUAGAUGUCAAUGUACAUGAUGAAAGUAAAUGUACUUGAUUAGAGUACAUGUACAUGUUUGAAAUACAUGUACUUCAUUAAGAGUUUAUAUGUAUGUUUGAAAUACAUGUACUUGAUUAGAGUACAUGUAUAUAAUAUGGUACAUGUACAUAAUUAGGAUGCAUAUACAUCUUUAGGGUAAAUGUACAUAUUCCUUGACAAUACAAAAGGUCAUGAUUUUAGACAAAAGGUCGUGAUUAUAGACAAAAGGUCGUGAUUCUAGACAAAAGGUCGUGAUUCUAGACAAAAGGUCAUGGAAGUUUAACCACCAGAGUUUUUCUUAACUGCUGCUGAAUGUUUUUUUAACUAAUGUUUAUUCAAGAAAUAACAACAUGGAGGGUCACAAACAAAAUUUACAUCAAAAUAUUUUAUCAUGAUCUUUCACCAUGUGUUUUGUUUUAUUUGAUCAAAUUAAAUAAAUACUACACAUAUAUAGUGUAUGAAAUCAUAUGAAGGGUUUAAAUAGGCUGUAUAUUGUUUGUUCUAUACAAGUUUUGCUUGUUGUAUUAGAGACCAGAAGUUAAGUGUCUUGAAAACAUUUAUAUUCAUUCCAGUUUCAGUUUAUAAAACUGCUUACUGCUUUUAUUUCAAUGUUAUUUUGUGAAGCUUAUUUGUAGCUUUGAUACUUCUCCAACAAAAAUACUGAGAGAAAUGAAAAUUCAUUACGGUAAUUAAAAACAAGAUAAAUCUUUCACAUAGUGGAUGAACUUCAUAAAGAUGAAAAUGUUAUUAAAUUUCCCAAAGAUAUUAUGGCAUGCAGUCAUAAUCUUAAUGGUUUUUAAGUACCAAAUCUUAAUGGUUUUCAAGUACUAAAAUUUGAUCAACUUUUGAGUUUUGUUAUCCUUAACUUGUAAAUGGUCCCUGUUCAAACAGUGAAAGUAGAUGGCUAAAUAGUGCUAUGAACUAACGCUCGUAUGUUAUAGAUACCCAACAAAAAUAUUCUUGAAAAAUUGGUAAAACCAAAAAAAAAUGUGUAUUGUUGAAACUUGAUGUUCAAUAGCUCAUGUUCAAGUAUGUAAAACACUAAUUUAUGUAUAUGUUUGUAUGUAUAUAUGUUAAUAUAACUGUUAAACAGCUUGUUCAAAGUGUACACAUUUUUUUAAAACAUCCAUUGUUGCAAUAUAUCUGUAUGUUUUACAUUAAGUUUAUAUAAUCUACCUUAAGUUUUGGUUUUUUGUCUUUCAAACUUUCCUCUUUGUUAGUACAUUCCCUCCUGUAAAAGCGUGUAUUUGUACAGUGAUUUUAUUUUCUAUUGUUUGUCUACUAUUUUUACUUUAUAUUCUUCAUACUUAACCAUUGCUUUUGUAUGUUUUUUAUUUUACACAUAAGAUGUACAUGUAUGGGUGGUCCCAAGUUUACCUGCCACUUUUUAAAAAAAUCUUUUUGAUUUUAUUUUUACACACUUUGAGAAGUUGUGAUUUUUGAAGAUACUUUUGGAGAGUAUAUUUGUGUUUGAUGUUUAGAUAAGAAUUACUGACAUGUGUACAAGAUGUGUAAGUGAUUAACACAGGUAUCUUGUUGUUAUUAAUCAUGGUUUCAAAUAUUCAAGUUUUGAUAGGAAAAUCUCCAAGCUUUUGUCAUCACAAGAUAAAAACAUUUUUGUCAAAUAGUUUAUAGAAUAAUCAACACCUUUGUACAAGUAUUUCAAAGGUAACUUCAGAAGAAUUUGAUUGUCAUUGUGAAGAUGUUGUUAAGCUAAGAUUUUUAACUCCAAUUUUAAUGCAAGAUUAUUGUGUGUGUGUAACAUAUUUUGCAUUUUUUUGUAAAACAAAAUGAAGAUGAAAGAGUUGUUCUUUGAAAAUUAUCAAUAUAAUUUUUGAGUUAUUUCUGUUUUGGAGUUAUAACAUUUGUAGGUGGCUGUAUGUGGUGCUGUUGUUAAGGAACAAUUGUUGUUGCAUUGAGGUGUUUUUUUUUCAAAAUUGAAUUGAGAGAAUUGAACAAUAUUAUUAAGGUAGCAUUCCUCCAGAUCUGUGCUGGAAAUAUAAGUAUACCGUAUUAAAAAAAGUAACUUAAACUAGUUCACACAGAAGAUAGUUACAGGUACCAAUAAAAUAUGAAAAUAUGCACACAAAAAAAUAAUUAAGGUGUUAGUAUAUUUUGAUGACCAAAUAGUAAAGUUUUCAUAAAACAUUUCAAGUAUCAUUUCAGUUAGUCUUUGAUUAAUGAGGGUGCAUCCAUCUGCCAGGUAAGGCACAAAAAGCAGCUUUUGCUAUGAUUACAGAACAAGACAUGUCACCAAUCAUGCUAAGGCCUUUUGAGGUUUAUUUUGUAGUAGAAAGUGGUGAUUAUUAACCUCCAUGCAAUUUCUGCAGAGCAUUAGCCAAAGAUAUGAAUUUUGAGCUGAAAGUAGCUUAUUGUACUGCAGUUCAAUGGCAUCUCCUGGAUUGCAAAUAUUUUUAUACAUUUCUAAAGUUUUGACAUUUGUAGAAAAUUUAUUCACUCAUGUGGAGGUAUGCAUCUUUAACAUACAUGUAAUUGAGGUGAUUAAAUUAAUGUAACUGGGUGAAAGGAUCAUGAUUUAAGCUUGGUAAUAUAUUUAAGCCAUAUAUAAGUGUUGUGAAGUAGAUGUUGUUGGUUUUCUUACAUUGUCUUGUUUUAUUAUUAUCUCAUGUGGCUUCGUUGUCAUGGAAACAUGCAAUAUUUCUGUGGCUGUAACAUGUAUAAAUGUAUCAGUACUUAUCAAACACGUGUUUUAAAAUCUCCUUGUCAGAAAUAUGUAUAUUCACAGGUCAUAUUUCAUUACUUCAUUCUAGUCAAAUCAAAUUAGUACAUCAAAAACGAUAAUAAUAUGAAGACAUCUAUAGAUAGUUUUACUGGUAGGAAAAAAAAAAACUUUUAAUGAUAAGGCACUUUGAAACUUGCAUUCAUGUAAAUGGUUUCUUAUUAUCAUGUUGAGACAUUAUUGUAUUAUAAAGAUAGCAUUGUAAACUAAUGCUUUUUUUGGUACUUUUUCUAACAAAAUACCGAGAGUGGAAAGUCUUGUGUUUUUCAGGAUUAUAAAAGAUAUAAUCUCCUAUAUUAAGUAUUAUUUUUUCUAGUUAUAACAAUUUCUUUCUCUCCAUGUAAAUGUCAGCAUCUCUACAUGUAACUUAUAAUGUUUGUAAAGUUGUAAUCAGCCAUUGCUACAGCUUAUAGACUUUGUUUUUUGUACAUGUAUAAAGGUAUUUCAACAAACAAAA
Ruditapes philippinarum (Manila clam) is the source of this 8319-nucleotide messenger RNA. RefSeq names its product follistatin-related protein 5-like. The transcript is spliced from 15 exons. The record is from RefSeq and is a predicted model, not a curated record. Gene Ontology annotation, molecular function: protein binding. Lineage: Eukaryota; Metazoa; Mollusca; Bivalvia; Venerida; Veneridae. Bases 1 to 4167 code for a protein of 1388 amino acids.